Molecule: messenger RNA, 1269 nt
Organism: Botrytis sinoallii
Lineage: Eukaryota; Fungi; Ascomycota; Leotiomycetes; Helotiales; Sclerotiniaceae
Exons: 3
Coding region: 1-1269 (422 amino acids)
Source: RefSeq, a predicted model, not a curated record
AUGGUUCGACAAAGUCAGAGAAAGAAGGCGGCCCUUCCAGAACGUUUUCGCAAUGGAGAGGAUCAGGAAGCUUCUUCAUCCUCCAAAUCUGCAGCGCCAGCUCCUACUACACCAGCUUCAGUUGCUUCUGCAUCCUCUACUGCUCCACGACUAACUCCUUUGUACUCUUCUUCAUCCUCACCAAGUGUUGCACCUAACACCCCUACUCCAGUCUAUAGAAGAGCUGAACAACAAAGAGCUUUGUUGCCGUCAAGAGCUGAGUUAGAAGGUUCGCCAGAGCCAGAUGUCGAAGAACCUGCAGCUUCUAUUGCGUCAGCUCAGCCAGUUGAGCCUGCCCAGAUGCCAGCUCGCACACCUGCUGAUGACUAUGACAUCAAUUCGCCUUACUUUGGCUUGAACCACACACCAGAGUGGGAUGAUUUGGGAAUCGAUAUUGAUGACCAAAGCCAAGAGAGAUGGUUCCCCCCCGGAUUAAUGGCCCCUCCUUCUUACGACUCCCUUUCCAGCGCUGCGAAGCUCAUGCUGUUUCACGAACUGACCAAGAAGAUGUCAUUCAAGAAUCUCGUCUCGUAUCUCGGACUCACCGAUCUUCAACUCAUCGAUUUCACGGAAGUCUACGAAGUUGAGGCUCAGCGGAACGCGUUGGAACGUACGCUCACACUGGUUGCUAUGAAACGAUUGGACAGUAUUCGAAGAAACGAGGGCCGUUUGAUCACAAUUGAGGAUUUUGACUUGGCUUUACUGGAGGAGGUCGAUUCGAAGCUACCAGACACAGCUCUUGAAUCUCCCAUUUCGCUUUCUGACAUUGGAAAGGCUAUCGCCUUUCUCCAGAGCUGCCACGGCUCGCAAAUUGCUGGAAGCCAGUUGAACAAUGGCAGAGGUAGAGACAAUAACACGCUUUCAUUGUCUGAGGUCAAUGGGGUCAUUACGGAGAUGGGAAGAUAUACUCGGCUUGGUAACGACUUUUGCUGGGACCUUGAACACGAACUGGGCUUGAGAGAAUACAUCGAGAGUGAGACCAUUCUUGCUGGUGGGGGUGGACUUUCUGGUGACGAGGCUGAGCAGCCAGCUCGACCUCCCAUUGGUCGACCAAAGAAGCGUGGCAAGCAUUUCGCUAAUAAGCCCCUUCGGAACAAAUCAGACCUCUUGAAAAUGGUCUUGCCUUCUAAGCUGCAGCAAAUGGAGAGCGUUGGAGACGAGGCUGGAGACGAGGCUGGAAAGAAGGCUGAGGGUAGUGGUUUGAACAAGGGAAAGGGUCGGGGAAAAUGA